CAUGAACGAAUGCCUGUAAGGAAAGCAGCGUUUUUGCAUAUUCUUUUGUUGAAGAAGAAGUUUCUCGAGAAGCAUAUUUUUAGUGGGAUAUUCUUCUUCACUCGCACUAGAUUCCAAAGAAUGGCGGAGGCGAUUCAACCAAAAGCUGAGGAGAAUGAAUAUUUGCAAGAUGUGCACAUCAAUGAGAAUCUCGCCUCUUCGCGAUACGUCCAUCUUGAGCAAAUUCAGUUCAAACGGGGAGAUAAGAUCGUCAAAUGGGAUAUGGCACUUCGGCCGGAUAGCGUUGCGUGUGUCAUUUAUCAUCGCGACAAGAAAUCACUGAUGUUCGUCAAGCAGUUCAGACCUGCAAUUUUCGUGUCACUUGUAAGGAAGAUGCCCGAAAAUCGCGGUAAAGAAAGCAACGCUAUCGACUGGUCAAAAUAUCCGAUCAGCAUUGGUGAAACAAUCGAGCUGUGUGCCGGUCUAAUCGACAAACCAAACCUCAGUGAAGUGGCACACAUGCGUGAGGAGAUCAUUGAGGAGUGUGGUUACGAUGUACCUGAAUCCAGUAUCAGACUGCUGAAAAGAUUUGUCACUGGAAUUGGCGUGUCGGGUUCACAUCAGUUUCUUUACUAUGCAGAAGUUGACGACAGCAUGAAAGUCAGCGAAGGUGGUGGCACAGAUUCUGAACGCAUUCAAAAAGUAUUCAUGACAUUACCCGAAGCUGAACGAUACAGUAUGGCCACUGAAGUGCUGAGUGCACCAGGACUUUUGUAUGGUCUAGAGUGGUUCUUCCACCACAGCAAGUAUUCCUCACACUGA
Molecule: messenger RNA, 801 nt
Organism: Anisakis simplex (herring worm)
Lineage: Eukaryota; Metazoa; Nematoda; Chromadorea; Rhabditida; Anisakidae
Source: the annotation of a GenBank genome assembly